Molecule: messenger RNA, 732 nt
Organism: Kuraishia capsulata CBS 1993
Lineage: Eukaryota; Fungi; Ascomycota; Pichiomycetes; Pichiales; Pichiaceae
Exons: 1
Coding region: 1-732 (243 amino acids)
Biological process (GO): protein targeting to membrane; peptidyl-L-cysteine S-palmitoylation
Cellular component (GO): endoplasmic reticulum palmitoyltransferase complex; extrinsic component of endoplasmic reticulum membrane
Source: RefSeq, a predicted model, not a curated record
AUGGAUGAGUCACCUGACUGCGUGUCCGGGAACAAUGAUUCCGGAAUCGAUAAGUCGGCAGCCGCUCCGGACGCGGACAUACAGAAGACACUGUUCUUCAACUAUCACGAGUACGCGCUCAGUUUGUAUCAAGAUGUCACAGCAUAUGGACUUGGUCCAUUAAUAGAACAUCAGAGAAGAAUUAUAGCGACGCAUUUUCCCAAUCCGUAUGCUGCACCGAAUACUGCAGACGCCAUGGAUACCAGGAUCGUGAGGAUACCAAGAUCUUAUGAGGUGGAAGCAGACAGGUACCCCCAAUUUUCGACGCUUCUCCCUGGAGAUGAGAAGGGUGCCUACACUGAUGGUGAAGGAACUAAAGAGUUUAAAAUUGUGGGUUGUGUUGAAGGACAGUAUUACGGAUACACUUCGGUAAGUCCGCUCUCAAGAUAUCUCACUGCUGACGAAUUCUUGCAAUUAGUUGAAGAUAUAAACAAGUUUUUGAAGCAAAGUUUUGACCCUCUUUCAUGGAAAACGUUUUUGUGGAACAUUUUUGAUACUGCCACUUUCUUCGUGUUUUCACACCUGCCUACAAAGUUGCUCUCUCCAGACGUGAAUGCAACACUCAGACUGGAAAGGUAUGUUGAAGAACAAAACGAAAAGUUUAGACAGAAGCAUGUGCCAGUUAAGAUAAUCAGACCGCGCAAGGGCGGGUAUCUCUCGCUGGACUUUCAGAUACCGAAGCCUACGCCUUGA